GAAAUGACUAAUUUGCCCAUAGCAUGAAUAGAUAGCUUAUCCCUUUAUCUUAUGUUUCUCCAAUCUUUUGAGCUUACAGAACACAACAAUGGCGACAUUGGAAGCUUCGUUCUCUAUCUGCUCAUUUCACUCCUCUUCUUCGUCUUCUUCAUCAGCCACCAAACUCGCUUCAUUCCCCAAAACAUUAGCCUACCCAUUAAAGCUCAACUCACCCAAACCCACCAUUGUUCUUCCCCACAAAGCAUUCUUUUCUCCACUCACAAGAAAACCCAGCUUCCAACUAUGCUGCGCGGUUCAGGAAAUCGCCGUAGAAGAAAACCCAGAAGUAACCCAAGUCGAGAACCAGAAGAGAAAGCUGUACGUGGUCAAUCUUCCAUGGUCUCUUUCUGUAGUAGACAUAAAAGAACUCUUUGGCUCCUGUGGGACUGUUUCGGACGUUGAGAUUAUAAAGCAAGAAGAUGGAAAGAACAGAGGGUUUGCUUUUGUGACAAUGUCUUCUGGGGAUGAAGCUCAGGCUGCUAUUGAAAAGUUUAAUCUUCAGGAAGUAUCAGGCAGAGUUAUCAGGGUUGAAUUUGCAAAGCGUUUCAAAAAACCAUCUCCCCCUCGUCCUCCUGGCCCCCGUCCUGGGGAGACACACCAUAAGCUUUAUGUGUCUAAUCUCGAAUGGAAAGCAAGAUCAACCCAUCUUAGAGAUUUGUUUUCUGAAAAUUUUAAUCCAGUUUCAGCCAGGGUUGUAUUUGAUGCUCCUAAAGGAAGAUCUUCAGGGUAUGGAUUUGUUUCUUUUGCCACAAGAGAGGAAGCUGAGGCUGCAUUGUCAUCUUUGGAUGGAAAGGAAUUGUUGGGCCGACCGCUUCGCUUAAAGUUCAGCGAAAGAAAAGUGGAUCAAUCUAAAACCCAAAAGGAAGAGGGGAUCACCUUAGAGGGCGAGACUGAAAGCCAGAAGGAAGAGGAAACCACCUUAGAGGGUCAGACCGAAAACCAAAUGGAAGAGGAAAUCACCUUGGAGGGUCAAACCGAAGAGUCAUAGACUCAAAGCUCCACUCAAUACAUGGUUUUGGCUAUGUUGAUGUAUUGCUCAGAAAGUUGUGAAGAUCAGAAAUUUUGACCCCGUCGCGCCCUUAUGUAAGAUAGAAGGUUUUCACAGUUCUAAAUUUUGUAUUUAUAUUUGUUUUCCUUCUCUUAGUAUUAUAGGGAGUAAUUUACAGUUACACUACUUUCAUACUAAAAUGUUCACCAUUGCUGCUGAAAAAUCAUGUUUGUUCAAUGAAAAUGUAUUAUUAAUACCUUA
Molecule: messenger RNA, 1288 nt
Organism: Cannabis sativa
Lineage: Eukaryota; Viridiplantae; Streptophyta; Magnoliopsida; Rosales; Cannabaceae
Product: 28 kDa ribonucleoprotein, chloroplastic
Exons: 4
Coding region: 89-1027 (312 amino acids)
Cellular component (GO): cytosol
Molecular function (GO): mRNA binding
Source: RefSeq, a predicted model, not a curated record